Brassica oleracea var. oleracea is the source of this 1302-nucleotide messenger RNA. RefSeq names its product protein phosphatase 1 regulatory subunit pprA-like. The transcript is spliced from 6 exons. Gene Ontology annotation, molecular function: protein binding. Bases 92 to 1132 code for a protein of 346 amino acids. NCBI's taxonomy places the organism in Eukaryota, Viridiplantae, Streptophyta, Magnoliopsida, Brassicales, Brassicaceae. Gene Ontology annotation, cellular component: cytoplasm. The record is from RefSeq and is a predicted model, not a curated record.
UUAAACGCUGACGUUUUGAGCUUUAGAGAAAUAAGCUUAGACCAGUUCCCCCACGAAGCUCCUCGUCGUCGUCCUGAGCUUGUAACCACCGAUGGAGAUCGAUGAUUCAGGUGAUGUUCUCGAUCUCACUAGCUGCCAGCUCCACAGUCUCGAUUCAAUCGAGUUACCUCCGACGCUAAUUGAGCUGGACCUUACGGCGAACCGUUUGUCGGAACUGGACUCGAGGAUCGCUCACCUCUCUAUGCUCAAGAAGCUUUCUCUUCGCCAAAACCUAAUCGAAGACUCCGCCGUCGAGCCUCUCUCUCGCUGGGACGCCUUGUCCGAUCUCGAGGAGCUGAUUCUGAGAGAUAACAAGCUAGCGAAAGUACCAGACGUCAGCAUAUUCUCCAAGCUUUUGGUUUUUGAUGCAUCGUUCAAUGAAAUCACUUCGUUGGAGGGAUUAUCAAAGGCCUCUAGCACACUCAAGGAGCUCUAUGUGUCUAAGAAUGAAGUUAAUAAGAUUAUGGAGAUUGAACACUUGCACGACUUGCAGAUUCUUGAGCUGGGGUCUAAUAGAUUGCGGGUAAUGGAGAAUAUGGAGAACUUGACAAAGUUAGAGGAACUGUGGCUUGGAAGAAACCGUAUCAAAGUUGUGAACUUGUGUGGGCUCAAGUGUAUUAAAAAGAUUAGCUUGCAGAGCAAUCGAUUGACCUCUAUGAAAGGAUUUGAGGAAUGUGUUGCUCUUGAAGAGUUAUAUUUGAGCCAUAAUGGUAUCUCAAAAAUGGAAGGCUUGAGUGCAUUGGUUAACCUACGGGUGUUGGACGUGUCGAACAACAAGCUCACAUCAGUUGAUGACAUUCAGAGCCUCACAAAGCUGGAAGACUUAUGGCUUAAUGACAACCAGAUAGAAUCACUUGAAGCAAUCACAGAAGCUGUUACAGGCUCUAAAGAGAAGCUUACCACUAUCUACCUCGAAAAUAACCCUUGUAGAGCCCUGCUUCCUCAUGGUUUAGAGUUUAGAGCAUGUGUAUCGACUCCAAGAGAUCAGGUGAAACGCAGUCAUCUUCUGUUUGUCAUAAAGAAGUGCAAACGAGCAAAUCGUACCGUACCGUUCACUGGAGCGAUAUUUUAUCAAUCAAAAAAACGUAUCUAGUGUUAGCUUGCAAGCAAAAUCAAUACUUGUUUUUGGUCUGUAAGCAAUAGUAUUUGGACUCUGUCUGUAACAGGUAAUCCCGAGUAGUCUGAGGUUGUCUUUGUUUCGACCAACAGUAACUUGAUUACUUUGACUUUCCCCUGGCAUUCGUAUCUUUCUUUUUUUUUGUU